Molecule: messenger RNA, 1716 nt
Organism: Salvia hispanica
Lineage: Eukaryota; Viridiplantae; Streptophyta; Magnoliopsida; Lamiales; Lamiaceae
Biological process (GO): negative regulation of DNA recombination; nucleosome assembly; chromosome condensation
Cellular component (GO): nucleosome; nucleolus; nucleus
Molecular function (GO): nucleosomal DNA binding; double-stranded DNA binding
Source: RefSeq, a predicted model, not a curated record
GCGGCGGCAAUGUCGUCGUUGCAGUUAAGCCCUCCCAAAAUUGGAAGCCAAAAUCUUGGCAAACAAGAAGAAAUGCUGCAACGCACCACCCUUGUCCACAGUGCCAACCAACCCAUGAUAAACCUGCAAAAUUUCGUCUUGACACUCGCCCAAGCUCGUCCAAUACCUCCCUCCGCCGAAACCCUCAUUCGGGAUCGCCUUCACCGCUUUAUUUCCGACUACAAAACCCCCGACCACCCAACCUACUCUCAUAUGAUAGAAAAUGCUCUUGGUGUAUUGAAUGAGAAAGGAGGCUCCUCCCAGAAAUCUAUAUCCCAAUAUAUUGAGAAAAACUACGAUAAUCUGCCUUGGGCGCAUGCCGGUUUGCUGAAGCAUCAUCUGCAGAGGGCUUGUCAAGAAGGCCAGGUUAUAAGAAGUCGCAAAAACAAAUAUCGGCUUGCUAGGGAUGUGGAUUCGGGUACAAAAGUCAGCAAGAAACCACGACAGACGAAUUGGAAAUGGGAGUGUGAGGCAGAGAAGCCCCAACAGCUUAAGAUUAGAUUGGUCAAGAAAAGAAAUGACAAGAGCGAAGCAGUCAAGGAAUGUGAUGAGAAAGAAGAAGCUUUAACAGAAAACAGGGAGGAUCAGACGAAAAGUUGGCUAUCUUGUGUUGAUGGAGAAAAAAGUUUCCAUACCAAUUCUCCUUCCGUUUUGCAAGAUGACAUGAUUGCUGCCGCUGAUGAAAAGAAAUGCUCUGAGGAGGAAGACGGGCCUUGCUCAGUUGCAGAAGCCGACAUUCAUACACCAGAGCAUCGAGUUGACCAUGAGCCCAAGCCUUCCACUCCUGAAAGGCCUCCGGGUUUUGAUUCGCUUGGAGUUGAGAAUGUACAUGAGUCAGAUGUUGUGGAUGUCAUCAAAGGCCAAGAAGAAUCUGAGGCGCCUGCAGUGCUUCAGACUGAGCCAGAUAUGAUGACUAUAGAUUCUUCGGAGUAUGCAUUGUCGAUUGAACAAGAACCUCAAGAACAGCCCCCGUUGCCAAAAGAAGAGAUUUUGCAAGCGAAGCAACUACGAAGGAGUCUGAGAACUCGCCCUGCCAGACCCCAAGUUGCUCGAGAUAUAGCUGCAUUGCUGCCAGUAGAUUGUCCUAAAGGGCGUCCAGUAACAGUCCGCAGGCAUCAAAGGAUGUCGUUGAAGCAAAGCCCUAGGAGCUGGCCACCCACGAAAGCAACCUCUGUGGACAAACUUCAGGAUUCUCCCGAAUCUCAAAACGAAAUAAUGCCGCGGCUACUCAAACAAAAUCCUGUAAAGUAUGUGGAUGACUGCAGAGAAGAAGAGUUCAAGCAAACGGGAUCCACCCAUGUGCCUAAACGUCAUCUGCACAAAGCGCUAAAAGAACAACAGCUUGGAAGACCACCAGCACGUCGUUCUGCUAGGCUCCUGAACCAAAAAUGACGCAUCCUCAUCAUAUUCAAUGCGCUUACUUGAAUUUGGAUGAGCAGAGUCUCAGCAUUCCACUCAAAGCCCCAAACGUCGAAGCCAUUGGAGACCUGCUAGGGUCGAAUGCAACCUUAAUUCUAGCCAGCUUAGGUGACUGGAGGAGGCUUCAAAAGACUGAUUUUCAGUUCAACCUAGGUCUUUAUUUGAUGACUUAUUUGUUUAUUUAUUUAAACUAAUUUAAUCUUUUCUUGAAUAACUACUGAUUAGUUCAUUAUAAGAUCGUUAUAUUACUUUCUAACA